This is a messenger RNA of Xyrauchen texanus (razorback sucker), 4897 nucleotides long. RefSeq names its product semaphorin-4A-like. Lineage: Eukaryota; Metazoa; Chordata; Actinopteri; Cypriniformes; Catostomidae. Gene Ontology annotation, biological process: positive regulation of cell migration; negative chemotaxis; neural crest cell migration. Gene Ontology annotation, molecular function: semaphorin receptor binding; chemorepellent activity. The record is from RefSeq and is a predicted model, not a curated record. The transcript is spliced from 15 exons. Bases 316 to 2832 code for a protein of 838 amino acids.
CUCUGGAUAAUAACGAGUUUAAGACUGAACAGCGGCUUUAUGCUUCAGAUUUUUUAUUAGAUCAAGUGGUUUGCCGGUUUUAGUGCAAUACACAUGGACGGAAGACAAUCAUAACUGACACGAGCACAAUAUAACAGAUCCCGGAGACGCACCUUUGGAUAUGAGAUGACGGCAGACUACUUUGGCUGUUGGAAGGGAUGUUGCUGUGGGUUACUAGGAGCUGAAAGGUUAGGAACAGAAGAACCCAACACUGACCGAUAGACCAGUCUCUGGAUUUGGCUGUUCUGCUCAGCGGCCUCCUGAUUUGUGAACAGGAUGGUGUAUUUAGUGUCACUCUGUGCCUGUUUGCUAUUUGUAAUUGUCCUCAGCACAUGUCAUGUCAUCCCCCGCCUCUCUUUUCCCAUGGGUAGUCCAGGUCGUUCUCUCACUGUCUUCACAAAUCCUGAUGUUUACAACACCACAACGCUGUUGCUUAGCAACAAUGAGGACACCUUAUUUGUUGGAGCUCGAGACACCGUUCUCUCUAUAGAUGUCAGUCAGACUGACACUAUGACCAUGAAGAAGAAGAUGGACUGGUCGCCCUCAGAAAAAGACCUAGCUGAUUGUUCCAUGAAAGGAAAAAUGAAGCCGGAUUGUUACAACUUUGUGAGGGUUCUGCAAGUGCUCAACUCCACCCAUAUGUACACCUGUGGAACGUUUGCCUUCAGCCCACGCUGCAUCUACAUCAAUGUAAAGACGUUCUCUAUGGCCCUAGGCCCCAGCGGUAAGCCCGAAGAAGGCAGAGGUCGCUGCCCUUACGACCCGUACCAGAAGAACACGGCCAUCACUGUAGAUGGAGAGCUGUACACAGGAACAGUAGCAGACUAUAGGGGGAAUCGACCCGUCAUCUCACGACACUUGAGUGAGGGCAGCCACGUUGAUCUCAAACUGGAUGAUACACUCGGGUGGCUAGAAGAUCCUACAUUCAUCAGCUCCACCUAUAUUCCCAGUGAGGAGAAGGUUUAUUUCUUCUUCAGUGAGACUGGAAGAGAGUACGACUUCAUUGACAAGUUUACUGUGUCUCGCAUUGCCCAAGUUUGCACUAGUGAUGUGGGUGGGCAGCGAACUCUGCAAAGACGCUGGACCACCUUUGCCAAGGCUCAGCUACUGUGUCAAGCUGACCAAGAACUGCCAUACAAUGUCCUGCAGGAUAUUGUCACCCUUCCACCACCAGAGGGCACUUCUGAGGAUGAAACGCUGUUCUAUGGGAUUUUUAGUUCUCAGUGGCAGGUGAACUUGGGUCGUUCAGCGGUAUGUGCUUUCAGCCUCAAGAGCAUUAAAGAGGUGUUUGGAGGAAACUACAAGGUUUUGAAUCGGGACACUUUAAAAUGGAGCACACGGUUGCAGGAGAAAAUGGCAAACCCUGGAGAGUGUGGCCUCCAUAAUGCGUCAGACAACACGCUGCGCUUUGUUAAGGAGAACUUCCUAGCUGACAAAAAUGUUCCGCCAGUUACUAAGGGCCUAUCAAUGGUGUCUCCUGAUCAGAGCUACAGCAAUAUCGCAGCUCAGAGAGUGCGGGGAGCCCACGGCAGAGAUUACACUGUGCUCUACUUGCUCACAGACUCAGGUUACCUGCACAAAGCUGUGGUUCUGGAGAAAGGAGCCCACAUCAUUGAGGAGAUCCAGGUGUUCCAUCAACCUCAGCUAGUGAAAAACCUCCUGAUUUCAAUCUCAAAGGGUGUAGUUUUGAUAGGCUCUUCAGAAGGAGUGGUGUCAGUACCUGUGUCCAACUGCUCAUACUACUGGAGUUGUGCUGAGUGUAUUCUAGCCAGAGACCCCUUCUGCGGCUGGGACCCUGUGAUGAAAGUCUGCACAGAAAUAAAUCAGAACCAGCUUGUCCAGGAUGUAGACGGGGGUAAUGUAUCGGAUCAGUGUAAAUCUGUGACCCCCAGGUCGCGCUCGGGCCAGGGCCGAUCCCCCUCAGCUGUUUGUCCUCCAGGUGAGGUAGUCUCUGUGUCUUUAAACGAGGUGGUACACCUGCUGUGUCCCAAAGCGUCACACCUCGCCAAGCGCCACUGGGAGCGUCCAAACAGCCAGCUCUCGUCCAAAAUCUACAUUCAACCAGACAACGGCAGCCUCAGUUUUGUUGCAACUCCAUCCACCCUGGGACACUACCUGUGCCAGUCUGAGGAAAACGGCUACACCCAAACCCUCAUCGUCUACCACGUUAAACAGAAAAGCAACCCCACCAUUCCACCAGUCACCCCGAGCCGCUCACAGAGCACCCUGGCCGCUGAUGCAGGCAGUAAAGACCCGGUCUCCACAAACAGGUGGAUGACACCCACACGGGCCGAGCCAAAGCCUAAAACUGAAGAGCCUGAGCCCACUGUUGCUUACAAUGAUACGCCGGCAGUCACCACACAGAAAAGCAGGAACUUUACUCGCUGGUUUGAAUCAGAAGUGAAGAAAUCUCGCAUGAGUGAGCCUGGUGAAAACCUCCAGCUCGCUGACAAACCCAGCUACCUGCAGGAACUAGUUGUGGUGUCCGUUUUGUUAGCUCUGUGUGUCAGCGCCUUGCUAACUAUCGCCCUCUACAAGUUUCAGCAACCGUGUCACAGCAGGACGGUCCCACAGACGCCCUCCUCUUGCAGGGAUGCUGAGAGGGGCAGAGCUGCAACGCCCCAGGAAAGAGAGACUCUCCGAGGGCACUCGCCACAUGGGGAAAAGCGGAAUGGAAAGGCACCCAAUGGACGGUCACAUAACGGUCAGACGCACAAUGGCAAAUCUCCCAUUACACUGAGCAACAGUAUGCUGAACGGCUCGAAUGGCCAUCUUCCCAACACACCCAUUUGAGGGCAGAUGCGCUGUGUUUAAAUUAUAUUCAGUUUUUUCUGAGCCAUAUUUGGGUUUGUGCGGUGUCAGACCUUUGAGCUUUGUUCCUUUACCACUUUAGUGGCACGAUCACUUUGCACUCGGAAAGAAAAGAAAACUGGAAAAAAAAAAACACAUUGCAACCUUUAACAAACCUUUGGAGCUGUAAGACUCAAAGAUCUGCUCUUGGACCUUUCUAGAAGUUGGUACAAUUGUAAAUUUUGUGGUUUGUAAAUAUUUAAGUUGUAAUUUAUGUGACAACUGUUUCUUUCAGUGUAAAUUGUAUCAUAGAUCUUAAACCUCUCUCAAACCACUUUCAGACAAACUCAAAAUGAGAUCAAAUUUCAUGUUUUUAAUUACGCUCAACUUACAUUUUUAAAUUGAUAUUUUAGUCUAAUCAGUUCAGUUAAAUAAACCUAUAUUACAAAUGUACUUUUGAUGGACCUAAAUGAUAAGACAUGUUUAGAGAGAUCGCAUAACUAAUUAAAUUAUCAUAUGUCUAUUAUUAACAGGUAGCUGAAAAAUGAAAGUACUUUGGUUUACUUUGUAAGCUUUUAAUAUCGACUUGGGGUUGAUUCACUAGUUCCUUUCCAAAUUUUCGUAAUUUCCACGUUUGUCCAUUAUAACAUAGUUUCUUGUUGUUCAGAGUUGCUACGUUACACAUCGAAUUUCAUAUUAUUCUAGUUUAUGUGGGUGAUUCUAAUGAAGCCAGUCAAGAAAAUGUCAUGGUCCAAUUUGACUCCAAAAUCAAAAGAAACAAGAAAAUAUUUAGCAUAUAGAAAAUGAAGCCUGUUUUUUUUAACCGUUUUAUUAUAACCAUUUUUUAACCAUUAUUUAUUAUAUUGUGAAAUUAUUUUAAUGCCAGCAGCGCACAUUUUAGCCCCAAAUUCUCAUUACUGCAAUGGGAAAAAUGAUGGUCAUUGUAAUAUUCUCAUUACCGCAACAUGACAAAAACUGAUUUACUAAUUAUAGUAAGUACUUAUACAGCAUAGUGGUGCUGACUUGGUAUUGUCUUUUAUUUUUUGCUGAUUUUAUAAACAAAACAAAAAACUGUGUACAUCAUUGUGCAUCAUUUUUACUGUAAUACAGUGAAAAACUGACUGUUACGGUAAUUAAAAUAAUCACUGAAAAAAUUACGAAUAGUAAAAGUCAAAUGUCCAGAGGCUUAAUGAGAAUUUGGGGGGUAAAUGUAUCCUGAAAAUAAUGUCACAGUGCAAAAUAUCUUGAAUGUAGGCUUCAUUUUAUUUAUGCAAAAUAUGAUUUCAUAUUAUUAUUAUUAUUAUUAUAGGGGUUAAAUAUGACCUGGACGUUUUACUUGAUAGGUUUCAUGAGAAUCACCUAUGCAUAUGUUCUAUUUUCUUGUCUAAUUCCUAAUUUUGAACAUUUAGACAACAUUCUUCUGUUAACACAUUUCUUUUUUUUUCAUAGUCAUGGCACCAAUUGAAAAGAAAGCUUUCAAAGACAAAGUGGUUUAAUGUAAUUGCUGAGAAUUUUGUAUGUUUAUUGUGUAAAGAGUUCGGAAUCAGGCAUGUGCAAAUACGGGUACUUGUUGAUUUGUUCAUUCAGUUUGGAUAUUUCUCUAUCAUUUAUUUCUAGAUAUAUAUCUUAAUAUUGAAAUGAUACUCAAAAAAGUAUUAUUAUAGUACUCUGGACCUGAUACAGAAGUGUGUAGCCUGGUUACCUCUAUCGAAUAUUUGGGCUGAACUGCAACCAAAUCCACUGUAGUGAAAGGGACUGAACCAAUCACUUGUCCCUUAGUUUGUUUCCCAGGGCUGCAAUGUAACGCUGAAUGGUACAGAGUUGAAAUCCUCAUUAUGGGGAAAUCACUUGUAAAUUGCCAAAUGUUAAUUUUAUAAACCAUUGAUGGAUAACAUGUUUUGUUGCUAGACAGUUCUUUCUGUGGUUCAAAGAACAUUAAAUAUUUGUCUUUGGAUAUCAGUCCACUCAAAGCCCAAAUAUGUGAAGCCUUUCAAAGGACUAAAUGCAUAUACCUGCACACCACUGUUUACAAAAUUAUUGUAUCUUUAUGUUUUAUUUAAAAGUUAAU